Aspergillus glaucus CBS 516.65 is the source of this 764-nucleotide messenger RNA. RefSeq lists its product as uncharacterized. The record is from RefSeq and is a predicted model, not a curated record. Lineage: Eukaryota; Fungi; Ascomycota; Eurotiomycetes; Eurotiales; Aspergillaceae. Bases 10 to 429 code for a protein of 139 amino acids. Gene Ontology annotation, molecular function: catalytic activity. The transcript has a single exon. Gene Ontology annotation, biological process: nucleoside metabolic process.
AUUGGCCUGAUGGUUGGCAUCGGCGGCAGUGCACCAAGUCGAAAACAUGAUAUUCGUCUUGGGGAUAUUGUGGUCAGCAUUCCUAAUAAUCGUCAAAGGGGUUUAUUUCAGUAUGACUUUGGGAAAACGGUCCAGGGUCAGAGCUUCCACCCAACAGGCUUCUUGAACCAGCCACCUACUAUCCUGCGGGUGGCAGCGAACGGACUAAAGGCUCAAUAUGAUAUUGAAGGCCAUCAGCUCGACGAUGUGAUCAAUGGAAUUCUAGAGAAGGAACUGAGAUUGCGGGAGAAAUAUAAGCGUCCGGGUCCGGCCAGUGGUCGACUCUACCGCAGUCAGAUCGUCCACACUCCAAAUGAUGAAUCAAGCUGUGAUCUUGCUUGCGGCAAUGAGCCACCUUCACGAAUUAGUUGCGUUUCGGCGGACGGAUGACGAGGGUCAUCUUGAGCUUGCUUAGCCGAUUUCUUUUACUACAGGGGGGAUGGAUGAGCAGCCUCAGACGACUGCUUUGCUAGACUUGUGGUAUCUUGGGAUGCUUGCUGCUCAGGACCGGGGGGAUUAUCGGUGGCGUUUGUAAUCUAUUGAUGAAUGGGCAUGUGUAUAUAUAGCGUGGGGAAUCAAGAGGAAACAUUGAAAGACCGUCCGGCCCACCAUUCUUUACUGAAUUGUUACGUGCUAUAAAACAUUAAAUAGCAGUAUCAAACCAGCAUGUACUCUACAUGGGCUUCGUGAUAGUUACCAGGAGACAAUUGGCCAAAAUGUACGAG